This is a messenger RNA of Sesamum indicum (sesame), 2491 nucleotides long. Its product is annotated as ATP-dependent 6-phosphofructokinase 6. Gene Ontology annotation, biological process: glycolytic process; fructose 6-phosphate metabolic process. NCBI's taxonomy places the organism in Eukaryota, Viridiplantae, Streptophyta, Magnoliopsida, Lamiales, Pedaliaceae. Gene Ontology annotation, molecular function: ATP binding; 6-phosphofructokinase activity. The record is from RefSeq and is a predicted model, not a curated record.
GAGCUCCAUGUUUGCUUGAACUACUCGAGAGACCGUUGCCGCCUGUUUUCCUAUUUCAACUCAACCCAUAUAAAUAUACAAAGGAUAACUUACCAGAAUCAAACUGAACUUGUCCGUAAACUAUCCGAUUUAGUUAUGUAGUUUGAAUCUGGAAAGAAGUAUAUAUUUAUUAGGAUUCUACUUCGGUUGUAAGCUUAUAAAUAUAUGAGCCCAACUCUUGGCUGGAAAAGAUAUUAGCGAACAGACGUUCUUGUUCAAACUUGAAAACUUCGUAAUCUACAGAUCGAGAAAACUUGGGCGGGCUGCCAAGUUUUGACUUCAAUCAUCAGCAGGUGUUUCGCACAUACAUAUAUACAGAUAAAUAGAUAUUGCGUUUGGAGCAGACUACUUGCGGACUGCAAAUCGAUGGGGUCGCUGUGUAAUGGAACUGAUGGUGGUGCUGUAUACACAGCCGUGCCGAGGUCGCGCUCCGGCGGCGCUGAGGGAAACGGUGAAUACUCAAAAUCAGGAAACGGGUUUGCCAAGUUGGCGCCUAUGGAGCAGGAGAGCGCUUCGAAGACUAAAAACGUGACUUCCGGAUUUGGUUAUGUUCUAGAGGACGUGCCACAUCUGUCUGACUACAUUCCUGAUCUUCCUACUUAUCCCAAUCCGUUGCAAGACCAUCCUGCAUACUCAGUUGUUAGGCGGUAUUUUGUCGAUGUGGAUGACACAGUUGCACAAAAGAUUGUUGUUCGCAAGGAUAGUCCAAGAGGAGCUCAUUUUCGACGUGCUGGUCCUCGCCAAAGAGUUUAUUAUGAGUCUGACGAUGUGCGUGCUUGCAUUGUCACCUGUGGAGGCUUAUGCCCUGGUCUCAAUACAGUUAUCAGGGAAAUAGUAUGCGGUCUACAUCAUAUGUACGGCGUAACAAGUGUUGUCGGAAUAGAUGGAGGAUAUCGAGGCUUUUACUCUAGAAACACCAUCUCUUUAACACCAAACACUGUCAACGACAUUCACAAACGUGGCGGGACGAUCCUAGGGACAUCUCGAGGUGGGCAUAACACUAAAAAGAUAGUUGACUGCAUUCAAGACCGUGGAAUCAAUCAGGUCUACAUAAUAGGAGGAGAUGGAACCCAGAAAGGAGCAUCAGCAAUCUUUGAGGAGAUCAGAAGACGCGGGCUUAAGGUUGCAGUUGUUGGAAUACCGAAAACAAUAGAUAAUGACAUUCCGGUGAUAGACAAGUCCUUUGGUUUUGAUUCGGCUGUUGAGGAAGCCCAGCGUGCCAUUAAUGCAGCACAUGUUGAAGCUACAAGCACCGAGAAUGGAAUUGGUCUUGUCAAGUUAAUGGGGAGAUAUAGCGGCUUUAUCGCUAUGUAUGCUACCCUUGCUAGCCGAGAUGUCGACUGCUGCCUCAUUCCAGAGUCACCUUUCUAUCUUGAAGGAGCUGGUGGACUUCUUGAAUACAUUGAGAAGAGAAUUAAAGAAAAUGGGCAUAUGGUGAUUGUCAUAGCUGAAGGGGCAGGGCAGGAGCUACUUUCUGAGAGUGCGGAACUGCAAAAUCAACAAGAUGCUUCGGGAAACAAGCUUCUCCAAGACGUUGGACUGUGGAUAUCACAAAAGAUCAAGGAUUAUUUCUCCAAGGGAAAAAAGAUGGCAAUUAAUCUCAAAUACAUAGAUCCAACAUAUAUGAUCCGGGCUAUUCCUAGCAAUGCGUCCGACAAUGUCUACUGCACGCUUCUUGCUCAAAGUGCGGUUCACGGAGCAAUGGCUGGAUACACAUCUUUCACUGUAGGACCUGUAAAUGGGAGACAUGCGUAUAUACCCUUCCAUAGAAUCACUGAGAGGCAGAACAAGGUUGUGAUCACAGAUAGAAUGUGGGCGAGGCUUCUCUUGUCGACGAACCAGCCCAGUUUCUUCAGUAAGAACGGCGUUAUUCAAGCUAGCAACGAGAACGAACCACUCUCAGAACUGUUGGAUGAUGGCUUUGCAUACAGUUCAGUAAUGAACAACGAUUUUACGUGCUAAACGACAAUGCUCUAGUAAAAGUCAGAGAUUCGGAUACAUCUUCAAUUAGCUUUCUUAGGAAGUAGUCACACUGCAGCAGUUGCAUGUCUAGUAGUGUAAAUUUAUAGCCACCAUUGAUAUAGCUAAGAGAAGGACUUCACAAAGGUUCUUCAGAUUCUUGAUGUAAUGCAAUAUUUUGCAACAUCAAUUCUUAAUUCUUUUACCUCAUACUGAUCAAACUUUCGAGCUGUUUCUGAAAGGAGGCUUCCACAAUUGUCGUUCGUUAAGCCUUGGGCCGUUUUUAUCGUACUUCAGAAGUGAAUUUCCAUUACCAUAUAAUAGGGGCAGUGAAAUCACGGUUCAAAACGUCUUUACGAAAGUCAGAUAUUCCCAACAAGGACUGCAGCUUCUGCACUGAGAGAAUGAAGUUGCAGUUAUAUAUAUAGAUAUAUGGUCUAAUGACCAUUGCCAUAGUGACUGUUCCUGCUGUUGCUGGUUAUAGAAUGCAUCU